Pipistrellus nathusii (Nathusius's pipistrelle) is the source of this 3201-nucleotide messenger RNA. The record is from the annotation of a GenBank genome assembly. NCBI's taxonomy places the organism in Eukaryota, Metazoa, Chordata, Mammalia, Chiroptera, Vespertilionidae.
AUGGAGCAGGACACCGCUGCAGUGGCAGCCGCCAGGGCAGCCUCGGAUGCGACCGCCAAGAUCGUGGUCGUGGAGGGUGAGCAGGGACCGUCCACCUCUCAGGAGGAGGGAGCGGCCGCCGCCGCCGCCGAAGCCACCGUGGCCACGGAGCAAAGCGAGGAGAAAAGCGUUUCUCCAUUUCAACUCAAAAUAGCUGCUAAAGUUUCUAAAUCUGAAAAGGAAAUGAACCCAGAAUAUGAAGAGAAAAUGAAAGCAGACCGAGUGAAGAGAUUUGAACUUUUACUGAAGCAGACAGAACUUUUUGCACAUUUCAUUCAACCUUCAGCACAGAAAUCUCCAACAUCUCCUCUAAACAUGAAAUUGGGACGCCCUCAAAUAAAGAAAGAGGACAAGCAGAGCUUAAUUUCUGCUGGAGACUACCGCCACAGGCGCACAGAGCAAGAGGAGGAUGAAGAGCUACUCUCAGAAAGUCGGAAGACUUCUAACGUGUGUGUUAGGUUUGAGGUGUCACCUUCAUAUGUGAAAGGAGGACUACUGAGAGAUUAUCAGAUUCGAGGACUGAACUGGUUGAUUUCUUUGUAUGAAAAUGGAAUCAAUGGCAUUUUGGCCGAUGAAAUGGGUCUUGGUAAGACUUUACAAACGAUUGCUUUGCUUGGUUACCUGAAACAUUACCGAAACAUUCCUGGACCUCACAUGGUUUUAGUUCCAAAGUCUACUUUACACAACUGGAUGAAUGAAUUUAAACGAUGGGUCCCAUCUCUUCGUGUUAUUUGUUUCGUCGGAGACAAGGAUGCGAGAGCUACUUUUAUUCGUGAUGAAAUGAUGCCAGGAGAGUGGGAUGUUUGUGUUACUUCUUAUGAGAUGGUUAUCAAAGAAAAAUCUGUAUUUAAAAAGUUUCAUUGGCGAUACCUAGUCAUUGAUGAGGCUCACAGAAUAAAAAAUGAAAAAUCUAAGCUUUCAGAGAUUGUUCGUGAAUUCAAGUCAACUGACCGCUUGCUCCUAACUGGAACACCUUUGCAGAAUAACCUGCAUGAACUCUGGGCCUUACUUAACUUUUUAUUGCCUGAUGCCUUUAAUUCUGCAGAGGACUUUGAUUCUUGGUUUGACACUAAAAACUGUCUUGGUGAUCAAAAACUCGUGGAAAGACUUCACGCAGUUUUAAAACCAUUUUUGUUACGUCGUAUAAAAACUGAUGUAGAGAAGAGCCUUCCUCCUAAAAAGGAAAUAAAGAUUUACUUGGGACUGAGUAAAAUGCAACGAGAAUGGUAUACAAAAAUCCUGAUGAAAGAUAUUGAUGUUUUAAACUCUGCUGGCAAGAUGGACAAGAUGCGACUAUUAAACAUUCUGAUGCAGCUACGAAAGUGUUGCAAUCAUCCUUACCUAUUUGAUGGUGCUGAACCUGGUCCACCUUAUACUACUGAUGAGCACAUUGUCAGCAACAGUGGUAAAAUGGUAGUUCUCGAUAAACUGUUGGCCAAACUCAAAGAACAGGGUUCAAGGGUCCUCAUUUUUAGCCAGAUGAUUCGCUUGCUGGACAUUUUGGAGGAUUAUUGUAUGUGGCGUGGUUAUGAGUAUUGUCGAUUGGAUGGACAAACCCCACAUGAAGAAAGAGAGGAUAAUUUCCUAGAAGUGGAAUUACUGGGUCAAAGGGAAGCAAUAGAGGCAUUUAAUGCUCCUAAUAGCAGCAAAUUCAUCUUUAUGCUGAGUACCAGGGCUGGAGGUCUCGGAAUUAACUUGGCCAGUGCUGAUGUGGUUAUACUGUAUGAUUCAGACUGGAAUCCACAGGUUGAUCUACAAGCUAUGGAUCGAGCACAUCGUAUUGGUCAGAAGAAGCCAGUACGUGUGUUCCGCCUCAUCACUGACAACACUGUUGAAGAAAGGAUUGUAGAAAGAGCUGAGAUAAAACUGAGACUUGACUCAAUUGUUAUACAACAAGGAAGACUCAUUGACCAACAGUCUAACAAGCUGGCCAAAGAGGAAAUGUUGCAAAUGAUACGUCAUGGAGCCACUCAUGUUUUUGCUUCCAAGGAAAGUGAGCUGACAGAUGAAGACAUUACAACUCUUUUGGAAAGAGGGGAAAAGAAGACCGCAGAGAUGAAUGAACGCUUGCAGAAAAUGGGAGAGUCUUCUCUGAGAAAUUUUAGAAUGGACACUGAACAAAGUUUGUACAAGUUUGAAGGAGAAGAUUAUAGAGAAAAACAGAAGCCCGGGAUGGUGGAAUGGAUUGAACCUCCUAAACGAGAACGCAAAGCAAACUAUGCAGUGGAUGCCUACUUUAGAGAGGCUUUACGUGUCAGCGAGCCAAAGGUUCCAAAGGCUCCACGACCUUCAAAACAGCCAAAUGUUCAGGAUUUUCAAUUUUUCCCACCACGUUUAUUUGAGCUCCUGGAAAAGGAAAUUCUUUAUUAUAGGAAGACAAUAGGCUAUAAGGUCCCAAGAAAUUCUGAUAUCCCAAAUCCAGCUGUGGCUCAAAGAGAGGAGCAAAAAAAGAUAGAUGGAGCUGACCCUCUUACAGCAGAGGAGAAUGAAGAAAAGGAAAAACUUCUCACACAAGGAUUCACAAACUGGACUAAGCGUGAUUUUAACCAAUUUGUUAAAGCUAAUGAGAAGUAUGGAAGAGAUGACAUUGAUAAUAUAGCUCGAGAGGUGGAGGGCAAAUCCCCUGAGGAGGUCAUGGAGUAUUCAGCUGUAUUUUGGGAACGUUGCAAUGAAUUACAGGACAUUGAGAAAAUUAUGGCUCAAAUUGAACGUGGUGAAGCAAGAAUUCAACGAAGGAUCAGUAUCAAGAAAGCUCUGGAUGCCAAAAUUGCAAGAUAUAAGGCUCCAUUUCAUCAGUUACGCAUUCAGUAUGGAACCAGCAAAGGAAAGAACUAUACUGAGGAAGAAGAUAGAUUCUUGAUUUGUAUGUUACACAAAAUGGGCUUUGAUAGAGAAAAUGUGUAUGAAGAAUUAAGACAAUGCGUACGGAAUGCUCCUCAGUUUAGAUUUGACUGGUUUAUCAAGUCUAGAACUGCCAUGGAGUUCCAGAGACGCUGUAAUACUCUGAUUUCACUGAUUGAGAAAGAAAAUAUGGAAAUUGAGGAAAGAGAGAGAGCAGAAAAGAAGAAACGCACAACUAAAACUCCAAUGUCACAGAAAAGAAAAGCAGAGUCAGCUACUGAGAGCUCUGGAAAGAAGGAUGUCAAGAAGGUGAAAUCCUAA